This is a messenger RNA of Phragmites australis (common reed), 1569 nucleotides long. Its product is annotated as NAC domain-containing protein 83-like. Gene Ontology annotation, biological process: regulation of DNA-templated transcription. NCBI's taxonomy places the organism in Eukaryota, Viridiplantae, Streptophyta, Magnoliopsida, Poales, Poaceae. The transcript is spliced from 3 exons. Bases 392 to 940 code for a protein of 182 amino acids. The record is from RefSeq and is a predicted model, not a curated record. Gene Ontology annotation, molecular function: DNA binding.
CGGCGAGCGAUGGGCUUGUCAGGUCGGAGAAGGCAUCCCGAGUUACGCCACACCACAGGGAGGGAGGGAGGGAGGCGCCGAGGAGGAGGAUGGAGUACGCUUGACGCCACAGGAGAUCCUAUAAAGCCCGACGCCCUUUCCCCCCUGCUCCCUCCUCUCCUCAGAGCCUCUCUCUCUCUCUCUCUCUCUCUCUCUCUCUCUCCAUGGACGUGCCAAGCAGAUGCACGGCUCCUGCUCACCACUCGUUGCUCGCCAAGUGAACAGAAGCUGCGAGCGAGCUGCCCUGAGCCCCUGACCAGCUGACCUGUACUGCACAACAGCUACCUAGCUAUUAGCUGCCUAAUUAAAUAAGCUAGUGGUGUAGCGGUAGCUAGCUGGUGAUUUUUUGGCCAUGGAGAGAGCGCCGGUGCUGGUGAGGCACGCCGGCGGCGUGGCGGCGCUGAGGCAGCUGCCGCCGGGGUUCCGGUUCAGGCCGACGGACGAGGAGCUGGUGGUGCAGUACCUCCGCCGCAAGGCCUUCGGCGUCCCGCUCCCCGCCGCCGUCAUCCCCGUCGUCCGCGACCUCUACGGACUCGACCCCUGGGACAUCUCUGGUGCAAGCGAGGGGGAGAAGUACUUCUUCGCCGUCCGGCCGGCGGCCGGCGCCGGGUGCGACAAAGCGGGCGGCGGGUGCGGUAGGGCGACCGCGAGCGGGCGGUGGAAGCCGGCGGGGAAGGAGAGGCCGGUGGUCCUGUCCCCGCCGCGCGGCGGGAGCCUCCUCGUCGGCGUGAAGAGGGCGAUGGCGUUCGCGCCCCGGCGGAAGAAGGCGUCGUCGGCCCUGACGGCGGGCUGGGUCAUGCACGAGUACCGCCUCGCCGCGCCGCUGCACAAGAACAUCGAAUUAAUAUAUCCGGUGGUUGCAGAUUUAUGCCGAUUUGAAAAGGUAGUUGUACUGAAUUAGUACUAGAUGCUCGAUCUUCUCUCUUCAGAUUAAUCUCCUUCCGAUUCGGACAAGCCGUCUUCUCCGUUACCUUGUUCUUCACCCUUCAACACCAACCAACCCAUGCCAGCAACGUUUGAUUAGCCUGCAAAUACUACAUAUCAAUUCGCUGGGUUGAUUUACUGAACCGAUCUACCGAUUUCAUUUUUAGAUAAUGGAAAAAAGUUCCGACCUUUUGCAUCGGCUGAUGCAUACAGCCUUGCACUGUGUUGCGAGCUGCUAGCCGUUCCUGCACUUCUGUUCGUCAACAGACCUGCAGCUCUGAACGUACAACACACACAACUUCACGAUCAGUACUGGUCAGCAGUCAUCGAUCAUGCAGCCUGACGAGAGAAUCCUAUCGACUGUUGGAAGGAAAUUGAUUAGCACAGUACAGUAAACUGAUGAUCCCUGCAAAGCCAGGCCCAGUUUGGGCACUUGCAUCCACUAGCUGUAGCUGUCUGAAUGGCAACUUGCACUUGAACAGCACCACUCCCUAGUCCUCCCUACUGCCUUUGAUUUGCAGCAUCUGUAGCUCGCUCGCUCGCUCGCUGCUCGUGUGUCGCCAUUGCUCUUGCUGGAACGUGCUUCGUGGCCAGAUGCUGACGCUG